AGGGACUACAUGCUUUCAGACUUUAUUGCCUUCGAACAGCCUGGCAUUGUGAAAAACAAGUGCAGUCCAUAUCUGCUGUCAUGUUCACCCAUCACAUUACAACCGCAACUCUUGUGGCCAUGGUACUUCUGCCUGCAGUUGCCAUGGAAAACUGCCCUUCUGCAGGAACCCCUGGACUUCCAGGGAUUCCAGGAAUUCCUGGUCGAGAUGGAAGGGAUGGCGAGAAGGGGGAGAAAGGAGAACCUGGUCUACCACUGAAACCAGGGCUCGUGGCACAGAAAGGACAGAAAGGAGAGCAUGGCCCACCAGGACCCCCUGGGAAGAUUGGGCGAAGCGGGGCCAAGGGUGUGCAGGGCUUCCCUGGCCUAGAGGGGCUCAUGGGAGACAAGGGCAUGGUAGGGGUCCACAAACUGGAGCUCCAGUCUGCCUUCAGUGUCACCCGCCGAACCAAGGCCCACCCCAUCCCAAGAAGCCCUGUGCGCUUCACUAAUGUCAUCACAAACCUCAACAACCACUACAAUGUCGACACAGGCAAGUUUGUCUGCCACAUCCCUGGCACAUAUUAUUUUGUCUACCACGCAUCUUCAGAGGCAUCCCUAUGCGUCUCUCUCGUCCGGGACGGCCAGAAUCUAGCCAGCUUCUGCGACCAUGUGACCUCCAACCUCAACCAAGUGAGCUCUGGAGGACUGACGGUCAAUCUGAACAAAGAUCAGGCAGUCUGGCUGGAGACCAACGACCACAAAGGCAUGAUUGGGGUGGAUGGCAAGCAGAGCGUUUUUUCAGGGUUCCUGCUCUACCCAUACUGAGACAGUGAGUGCCAAAGCUAGAUCCUGACUAAAAUGUACAUUAGUAUGAGAGUAAUUUUGCACUGAAUAUAUGUGAAAAUAGAUCUUUCUUUUAGAAUUGUCAGCAAUCUCCAGGAAUUAUCCUUAGGCCAGUAUCUGACUCGGGUCUCGGCUGUACCUCUUUUCAGUGUGCAUCACCUGCCAUCAGCAUUAUUACUAAAGGGAAAAGUGCUCAGAUACUUAAAUAAAAUGGACAUUUCACAGGUCUAAAAGUGAAUAAGAACUUUUGACUGCCCAAUGCUAGCCACGAUUUAAAGCUGACAUGAUAGGAUUUAAAUUUGAUUGUUUUUUUCCACACUGAUGGCACCCUUUCCUUCUUGCUAUUAAAUUGCAUAUUUAGCUACAUUUCAUGUGUGUUUGUUGAGCAUAAACAACCUUCAGGUUAAAAAAAUUGUCCAUCAGAAUUUAAAUGCUGCAUAUUAUUAAAUGAUUACAGUAGAAUAAACUUGGAUUUUGAAUAAAUAAAUCAGUACUUUUAAACUUCA
Molecule: messenger RNA, 1330 nt
Organism: Anguilla rostrata (American eel)
Lineage: Eukaryota; Metazoa; Chordata; Actinopteri; Anguilliformes; Anguillidae
Gene: c1qc
Product: complement component 1, q subcomponent, C chain
Exons: 4
Coding region: 81-806 (241 amino acids)
Molecular function (GO): protein binding
Source: RefSeq, a predicted model, not a curated record